AUGGACGCAUACUCCGGCUACAACCAGAUUCCGAUGCACCGACCUGACAAAGAAAAAACAGUGUUCAUCACCCCAGAUGGGAGGUACUGCUACACAGUGAUGCCCUUCGGCCUAAAAAACGCCGGAGCCACCUACCAAAGACUUGUCAACAAGAUAUUCCAAAACCUGACCGGAAGCAAACUAGAAGUCUACAUAGACGACAUACUCGCCAAAACCGAAUCCGGGGAACAACUCAUCAGCGACCUCAAGGUCAUUAUGAACACCCUACGAAAGCACCAAAUGCGACUCAACCCGGCAAAAUGCGCCUUUUGGAUGGAGGCAGGGAAGUUCCUCAGCUUUAUGAUCACACAACGCGGUGUUGAAGCGAACCCAGAGAAAUGUCGCGCCGUCCUUGAGAUGACGAGCCUAAAAAACCACAACGACAUCCAAAAGCUCACCGGCCGACUAACGGCACUAUCACGCUUUCUCGGAGCAUCGGCUCAAAAAGCAAUCCCUUUCUUCAAACUGAUGAAGAAAGGAGCCCCCUUCAAAUGGGAGACAGAAUGCGAAGAAGCAUUCCAACAUUUCAAGAGAGUCUUAGCGGAACCACCAGUCCUCGCCAAACCCCAAGCAGGGGAGACACUCUACUUAUACCUCUCCAUAACGGAAGAACAAAGUCCUGCAAGAUGCGGAAACUCGCUACUCACGCCUAGAAAAGUUAGCUUUCGCACUCCUCUCGGCCUUCUGGCACCUGCGACAAUACUUCCAAGCCCACCCUGUGACGGUCCGAACCGACCAAGUGGCCAAACAGGUACUACAAAAACCGACCUAGCGGGAAGAAUGCUAGCAUGGUCCAUCGAGCUAUCCCAAUUCCAGAUCAAGUUUGAACCCCGAAACGCAAUCAAAGCGCAUGCCAUGGCCGAUUUCAUCGCUGAGAUGACCCCUGGAAAUCUCAUCCCCGAAUCAUGGAAACUACACGUCGACGGCUCGUCAAACGUCACCUAUGGAGGCGCCGGAGUCAUACUCGAGAGUCGAAACGGGGUCACAAUCGAACAAUCGGUACGAUACGAGUUCCUAGGGUCGAACAACCAAGCAGAAUAUGAGGCCCUCCUGGCAGGCCUAGCCCUAGCCCGGGAAGUCGGAGCAAAGGUCCUAGAAGUGAAUACUGAUUCACAGGUAGUCAGUUCCCAAAUUGACAGAGACUACCAGACACGAGAUCCCCUACUCCAACAAUACCUCACCAAGGGGAUCGACCUUGUCGGACCAUUCCCUACGGCACCCGGUCAACUCCGAUAUCUCAUCGUCGCCAUAGACUAUUAUACUAAAUGGAUCGAGGCCGAACCCCUGGCCUCCAUCACGGCGAGCCAAUGCCAAAAAUUCCUUUGGCGACAGAUCAUAACCCGAUUCGGGAUCCCCGAGAUCAUCAUCUCGGAUAAUGGAACCCAAUUCACCGAUAGGAAAUUCAGAGAAUUCCUAGAAGGUUUGCAUGUAUCCCACUGUUUCAGCUCGGUAGAGCACCCCCAAACAAACGGACAUGUGGAAUCCGCAAAUAAAAUAAUUGUCAAAGGACUAAAGAAGCGACUCGACGAAGCCAAGGGGCUGUGGGCCGACGAACUCGGCUCAGUCUUAUGGUCAUAUCGAACAACCCCCCAAACGGCCACACGGGAAACCCCUUUUCGACUGACAUACGGCGUGAAGCAGAGCGAAACCUCACCAAGGAGAACGGUCGGGGGUCACGACGAAGAAGUAACCCUAAAGCAAAGAAUCAGUCUAAGGUACAAUCACGGCGUCGUCCAAAGAGAAUUCGUACCCGAAUAA
Molecule: messenger RNA, 1797 nt
Organism: Arachis ipaensis
Lineage: Eukaryota; Viridiplantae; Streptophyta; Magnoliopsida; Fabales; Fabaceae
Source: RefSeq, a predicted model, not a curated record